Messenger RNA from Stylophora pistillata, 2230 nucleotides. RefSeq names its product acyl-coenzyme A thioesterase 13. NCBI's taxonomy places the organism in Eukaryota, Metazoa, Cnidaria, Anthozoa, Scleractinia, Pocilloporidae. The record is from RefSeq and is a predicted model, not a curated record. Gene Ontology annotation, molecular function: fatty acyl-CoA hydrolase activity.
UUAUGUACGCUUACAUUUCGUACCAUCUAGAAGAUCGCAAUAUGUCGACGAAUGUGGCCAGGAAUGUAAUUCGUCAAAUUCUGGCGAGCUACCGGUCAACCAAAGGCUUUGACAGGGUGGGCAGGAAGAUUGAGCUCCUGUCAAUGUCAGAAGGUAAAGCUUCUUUCAAGAUGAAAGUUGAAGAGAGUCAUCAGAAUCCAAUGGGCAACCUCCAUGGUGGAAUGACAGCAACUUUGAUUGACAUGUUAACCACAGUGGUGACAUUUACAUUGCCCCCACACAAGCCUGGUGUCAGUGUUAAUUUGAGCAUAAGCUACUUAAGACCAGUUCCAGUUGGAGAAGAUGUUACUAUAAAUGCAGAAGUUAUCAAGAUGGGUCGUACAUUGGUCUUCACUACUGGUGAACUAUUAAACAAAGAUGGCAAACUUGUGGCAAAAGCCAGCCAUACUAAAUUCAUUGGGGAAGGGCAACCCACACCAUUCACUGACAAGCAAGAAUCAUAAUUUCUGAAAAACAUGUUGGAAUUCUUCAAACAAUGUCAUCCUGAUACUAGUAUUUUAGCUAAACCUCUCUCUAUCCUGGAAAUUCAAUUAUCUUUUUUAUCUUUUCGCUCCUGACAUUCAAAUAACCCCUCUUGGAUAGAGAUAUCUACUGGAUAUUGUGCAUUAAUGAGCUCCUUCAGUUUUGACGUUCUCUCAGUCCUGGUCAGGACUAGGUAAAUUUUAAUCCACGCACUACAUUACAACCCUAAUAAUGAUAACAAUUCCACUGAUGAUAGUGGACGUGCUGCCAAAGCUUAUUUGGAAAUGUAGAUAACUUUGUUGUAUUUUAAAGGAGUAAACGUGGGAUAUUUAACUAUUGGUGGUUUCAUCUGAAAAGAUUUACAAAACAGUAGGGUUCGUAGUAAUUAUUGAAAAAAUCAGUUGGUGAACCCCAUGAAUACCAGUAAAUGACCAUAAGUGACAGAAAACACCAAAUCUCCACAUUGGGAAAUCUUUACUUUAUUUUUUUUUUUUUCAUGCUUUUCUGUCAUUGACAAUUUAGUUAUUAAAGGAUGAUGUGACCUCAUUUCAGCUCAGUGCAACUUUUGCGAAUGUAAAGAAAGAUAACACAAAAAUGUUACACUUUUAUAGCAUUAAUUAAGUUCUCUUUUUCAAAAAUAUGUAUUUAGCCAAUUUGAAAAAGUCUGUCAAUUACCCCUUCUCCAUGAACUUUCCCUCUCUAUUCUCACUUGCCCCGGGAAAAUUGGCGAUAUGCAAAUUACUCAUUUGUUUCAAAGGCUUAAAAAUGACUGCAAUAUAAAUGUAUUUCUGAGAAGAAAAAAAAGAGACAUGUACAAAACCAACUGUAACCUUAAGCAGAAAAUCUUUGUUCCAUGUUGUCAGGCAUUAGCAGAAAUAGAUAUAAUGAUGCUUUGCAAAAACAUUUUCAUCUGUACAGAACUGAUUCAAAAGUUAUUCACAUUUUCAUAGAAAAUAACAAAUCAAAAUAACUUAAUUGGUAAUAACUUAGUGACCCAACUAUUAAUUAGAGCAGAACCUCACUACCUGGAACUAUUAGCUGAGCUACUUUUCUUGAAGAGGGUAUUUUUGCUUACAAUUUGCUAAUUUGAACACUCUUGAUUUGCACUGUUUUCUUAUGUCUUCACAGUUCAAGCUAGUGAGGUUUUACUGUUGAGAGUAAUGAGCCAAUGUUACAAGCUAACUUUUGAGAAGCACUUUUGAAAUGAUCAAACAGUUCUUCAAGAUUGGCCAAAGCCUUUAAUCAUCAGUUCCAAAUCCUGAGAAAAAAUUUUAGAAUAACAGUCAACAGCUAUUCACAUAUUCUACUGAAAAACUCAUUUGAGAAGUCGUACAGGAAUUAAUGAGAUAGAUCAUAACAAAAUACCCACAAUCUGUUUUGUAUAUAUACAUCAUUGACCAAGCCUGAAGUCAAGAUGGCUGGAUAUUGGUCAAGUUCCUUUUUUGUGUUCUUAUGGACCAAGACAAAGUUGCAACUACUGAUUAAGCAACAAUAAAGGAAAAAAAAACAAUCACCUAAUUGCAAAGGACAACCCCUUUUUAAAGAGCUGCAUACCAAGUUUUCUAGCCACUUAGAAAAGCUAGUGAUGGGAUUUUGAUCAAGAUUUGAGGCAGGCAGAGAACAAAUCCCUGUAACUAGUAAAAAUCUAAUUUUACCAUUGAUGUCAAUAAGCAGUUUCUUUACAAUAAACUAGCUGCAAUCAUUUCAA